Messenger RNA from Lycium barbarum (goji berry), 3622 nucleotides. RefSeq names its product pentatricopeptide repeat-containing protein At5g04780, mitochondrial. The record is from RefSeq and is a predicted model, not a curated record. NCBI's taxonomy places the organism in Eukaryota, Viridiplantae, Streptophyta, Magnoliopsida, Solanales, Solanaceae. The transcript is spliced from 2 exons. Gene Ontology annotation, molecular function: zinc ion binding; protein binding; RNA binding. Gene Ontology annotation, biological process: RNA modification. The coding region runs from base 114 to 1991 and encodes 625 amino acids.
CCGUGCCUAGUCGAAACGGGACAAAUAAAUUGAAGUAAGUGAGUAUUUACAAUAUCGUUGAGUUUAUUUAAACACUUUGGAACUCCAAGGUGUUUUGAGCAACUGUGAGUAAAAUGCAUGAAAUGAAAGCCUUACAAAGAUGCAAGAUUUUGAGUCUAUAUAUUUAUUCUCACAACAGAAAUUUAUUCUCAGUGGCCAAUGCUACACUUGACAAAGCUGAGGAAGAAGUAGACAUCAUUUGUGAAAACAAAGAUUCAAAUAUUUUACCAUAUUUACACGACAUAGUACAAGAAUGUGCAAAAGAAAAGACCCCAAUGAAUGGAAAAUCUGCGCAUGGUCAGAUGAUAAAGUCCGGAUUUGCAACUGAUACAUUGACGACAAACAUGCUCAUCAAUAUGUACGCGAAAUGCGGGUUUGUUGAUUUAGCACGUAAGGUGUUCGACGAAAUGCCUCAAAGAAGUGUUGUUUCUUGGAACACCCUGAUGGGUUCGUAUAUCAAGAACGGAGAUGGAGAAGAAGCGUUGCGUCUUUUCGUUCAAAUGCAAAGAGAAGGGAAUCAGUUUAAUGGGUUUACUGUUUCAGGUGUUCUUUGUGCUUGUGCUGCAAAGUUUGCUGUUUUAGAAAGCAAACAAUUGCAUGGUUUUGCUCUUAAGGUGUCGUUGGAAUCGAAUGUUUUUGUGUCGACUGCUUUGCUUGAUGUUUAUGCGAAAUGUGGGUUGAUGAAGGAUGCUUUUCGGGUUUUUAAUUCAAUGCCUGAGAGGAAUGAUGUUACUUGGAGUUCAAUGGUCGCAGGGUAUGUCCAAAAUGAGCUAUAUGAGGAGGCUAUAAUGUUUUUUCACAGAUUACAGAAAUCGGGGAUAGAGCAUAACCAAUUUACUCUUUCUUCGAUUAUAUCUGCUUGUGCUGCAAUGGCUGCUUUGUUAGAAGGGAAUGAAGUUCAUGCGAUAAUAUGGAAAACUGGUUUCGGUGCCAAUGUUUAUGUGGGUUCCUCUCUUGUAGACUUAUAUGCAAGGUGUGGAAGUAUUGACGAAGCCUAUAUUGUUUUUUCAAAUGCUGAGGUGAAGAAUGAUGUGAUAUGGAAUUCGAUGAUUUCUGGCUUGGCUAGAAAUGCGCGGCCUUUAGAGGCUAUGACGUUGUUUGAGAAAAUGCAGUUAGCCGGAUUUUAUCCGAGUGAGUUGACUUAUGUCUCUGUGCUAUCUGCUUGUGGUCAUAUGGGUCUUGUUGACAAGGGGCGGAUGUAUUUUGACAAGAUGAAGAGAGAACACAACUUAUCUCCCAAUGUAUAUCAUUAUUCAUGUAUGGUUGACAUUCUUGGUAGAAAAGGCUUGGUUGAAGAAGCUAAGGAUUUAAUAGAAGAUAUGCCUUUUGCUGCAACUCCUUCCAUGUGGGGUUCUGUUUUGGCCUCUUGUAGGGUCCAUGGAAAUGUUGAGGUGGCUGAAAUUGCUGCCAAACAUCUGUUUGAGCUCGAGCCUAAUAAUGCUGGGAACCACGUCUUGCUUUCAAACAUAUAUGCUUCCAAGAAAAGGUGGGGCGAUGUUGCCUUAACGAGAAAGCUUCUUAAAGACAGUGAAGCGAAGAAAGAAAGAGGCAAGAGUUGGAUACAGAUAAAAGACAAGGUUCACACAUUCAUGGUCGGGGAGAGAAAUCAUCCAAGCAUUAUGGAGGUUUAUUCAAGAUUGGAUGAAUUGUUGGUAGGUAUGGAGAAGUUAGGUUACAAAGGUGAAACUGAACACGACCUGCACGAUGUGGAAGUGAGCAGAAAACAUGAACUUCUGAGGCAUCAUAGUGAGAAGCUUGCUUUUACUUAUGGGUUGAUGUGUUUGCCUUCAAGUGCUCCUAUAAGAAUUAUGAAGAACCUCAGGAUCUGUGGGGACUGUCAUUCUUUUAUGAAGUUUGCUUCAAAAGUAACAGGGAGGGAAAUAAUUGUAAGAGAUGUUAAUCGUUUUCAUCAUUUAACUAAUGGAUCAUGUUCAUGUGGAGAAUUUUGGUAAAGAAUGCAACUGCUUGGGUUUUAAGAUCCCUUUUUGUUUGGUUUGGAAAGGUGGAAAAAGUAGUUACAAAUCUGGUUUGUUUAGACCUCAACAUAUAUAAAAAAUUUGAGGCAUUAUAUCACGGAAAAGUUUGUUACCUGUUAUCUCAACAUGAUGGCUGUACAACAAAAAGCUGGUGAAAAUCCACUUUUCCUCUGAGCAUUUGAUGUGAUCACAAACUAUGUAAAUAAGCUGGACUCUGGGCAAUGCCUUUCCCAUAAUGAUGAUGAGCAAAGGCCACCAGCUACAUCUUCUAACACCGCGAAGUUAAAUUCUUAUGAUAUCCAGCCAGGGGUCAGAAUGCUCUUGCUGACUGUCAAUCUGUCAUUCCUUUUGCCAACAAUUAUGUUAGGGUCAGUGGUGGCAAAUCAGUGUCACCAAAGGAAAGCUAUCCAUAAUAUGAUCAAUAGAUGAAUCACCGAGUCAUGAAUCUUAUGGUCCUUGUGGAAAACAAGAGUGUAUACUUCGUGAUAAUGGAACCAGGCCCAAGAAAAUUCUUUUUUGCUGCGCAGCUGCUGAUCUCUGACUACUUUCAGUUGGAAAGUUUGGAGAUUGAGAAAGUUGAAUCAUAACAUUACUUACCUCAGACCACACCCAGCAGGAGGGAUCAUUGUUACUUUUGGAUCGAACAAGAACUGAUAGCGUGACUGGACUGAUAAUGGUGGUAGCCUGGUUGGUGAACAUAAAGAAAUAUUGUUGGCUCGCGAAGGUGCACAGCUCAUUUACCUCCUGAAUUUAGGACAUUUCAUUUACUGGAUGCUUGUUAAAUUAUCGGCAAAACAUUAGCAAGUGGAACAAAAGGAUAUGAUGGAGAAUUAGGAUAGUAGCUCUUCUAGCUGUUAUUUUUUGGCUCAGAGAAGCUAUAUGCAUUGCUCCUCAGUGUGACUAGAGGCUGUAAUAAGAUAGCCCAUUUUCUGAUGAGGAGUUAUAUGGAUGGGGUUCUUUCCAGGACUAAGUUCAGGUCAUGAACGUAACCCAUAAAAACUUAAAUUAUAAGUUGUUCAUGCACUAACUAUUACUCAACUUUAAUUUAGGGGUUACUAUCAAAAAACUAGAAAUUUAUUUUUAUAUGUUAGUGUUUAACAUUCUUUUCUUUUCUUGAUCAGGAAUCCUUGUUAUAAAUUUUGAAGUGUUCCAUUACAAUGCUUGAAUAUAUCUUCAGGUGUGUGACAGGGACAUCAUCUUAUAUAUACACACACGCAUAUACGUCCGUGGAAAAGACACAAGUAUAGUGAUAUUAAUAAAGUCGAUAGAAAUAUUUUUGGAUGUGUUUGAUAUGAAGAAAAUAUAUUUCAGAAAAUGUUUAUUGGAUACCACGUCAUUCUCUAGUGUUAAAUUGUCAAAAGAUAUGUUCAAGAAAAUUGUUUGUUUUAUGAAAAAGAGGGAAACUUACUUUUAGGGUGGAAAUCAUUUUCCUUUAUAACGAUAUGAAUCCUUAGCUUUGUUUGUUUCCCACUCGAUGUUCGGUACCCUACCAAGGAUUUUUAACCAUAUACAGGGCUCGAACCCGAGAUACCUCUAUUUAAGGGAGGAGCAGCCCCCCAUCUGCUGCACCAUAUCUUUUGAUAACUAAUUUUCAAUACUUAAUCAAA